GGUUGCGAGAAGAUAAAGCACUACUGCCAGUUUUCUAUUUACAUAUAUCUUAAAGACUGACAAAAUGUUCAAAAUUUCGCCAAAAUUACUUAUAGUGCUUGUGAUUUGUGUUUUCGAAGUCACACACGCAGCAUACGCCUCAACAGCCCCAAUGGAACAUAGGUCCCUGGAAAUUCCACGAAGGCGUCCAUUUGGAAUACUUGGAAUUGGAAAUGCGCUGGGCUGGUUGCUUGCAAUCAAGGCGAAAAUCGUGCUAGUGGUGAUUGCAGUCGCAGCGGCAAUGGCUUAUAGUGCCAAAUUUUGGGGCCCUGGAUACUGGGGUUGUUCGACUUCGUACUCAAGUGCAGGUGAGCCCUGGGUGGAGGAAUAUCCCGGACCGGGAGGUCCUGGAAAGACUCUCGAAGAACGGUCCGACAAUGGAAUUGAAGUUGAAUCUCUCACGUCAAGAGUUAUGAGAGGAAUUGAACUGGCUAACUUUGGCUACAAGGCGAUCACUGAAAGCGGCGAUGAGACCGCGUGCAGAGCUCGUUUGGCUUGCGAGGCGCGACAAAUUGCCAAGGAAAGUCCACCUCUGGCGAAAAUGAUCAAAGUUUUUGGUUCAACGCUGAGGUCUUACGAAUCUGGAGAGACGAAUGAUUGCGAGCAAAUUGGAUGCUCUUCAAUCAGGGUUAAGAACUCUGAAAGUGAUAAAAAUAAUCCUGCGAACUCAACCCGUUUAACACUAGAUGAGCGACCAAGGAAGGAACUUGGCAAUUUCUAUAAAUGAUGAAAAUUUGUUCUUUAUGCUAUAUCAAAUAUUAAUUAUUUUUGUCUCUUGAAACACUAGUGUUCAUUCUUAUUUAUUUAUUUCACAAUUUCAUUUUGUCACAUUUUAUUUUUAGUAAUUCAAGGAAAAUUGUCAGAAGCAAUAAAGAGACUUUUUCUUAUCUAUAGCAAC
Molecule: messenger RNA, 937 nt
Organism: Neocloeon triangulifer
Lineage: Eukaryota; Metazoa; Arthropoda; Insecta; Ephemeroptera; Baetidae
Exons: 4
Coding region: 65-766 (233 amino acids)
Source: RefSeq, a predicted model, not a curated record